AUGUCCAACCCCAAAGAUUACGCGAUCGGCUGGAUCUGCACCAUUAGCACCGAACGCGUUGCGGCUGAAGCCUUCUUGGAUGAAAGACAUGAUGGACCCGAAUCUAUCUCCCCGAACGAUAACAACGACUACACAUUGGGUCGAAUUGGGAGACACAACGUUGUCAUCGCUAUCCUGCCCGAUGGGGAAUAUGGUACAUCCUCAGCAGCAGCAGUUGCAAGAGACAUGCUCCAUAGCUUCCCUAAUGUGAGGAUCGGGCUUAUGGUAGGUAUCGGUGGCGGCGCGCCAAGUCUAAGAAAUGACAUUCGCUUGGGUGAUAUUGUAGUCAAUGCUUCGCCCAAUGGCCAGAGCAGCGUUCUACAAUAUGACUUUGGCAAGACAAUCCAAGACCAGGACUUUCGAAUAACUGGGUCCCUCAACCAGUCCCCUGUAGUCCUGCGGACAGCUCUCAAUGGGCUGAAGGCUCAGUAUGAAGGGAAUGGCCAUACGAUCGAAGAGGAUAUCACCAAUGUGUUUGCCAUAAAACCUCGCCUGCGAAAGAAAUAUAAGCGGCCAGAAAAGAGUAACGAUAGACUCUACAAGAGUAACAUCACGCAUCCCAUCGAUAAGGGGGCUGUCUGUUCAGUGUCCUGUGGUGGGGAUCAGUCUAACCUGAUGGUACGACCUGAAAGAACUGACGAAGAUGAUGAUCCGAUGAUUCAUUAUGGAAGGAUCGCAUCCGCAAAUCAACUGAUGAAGGAUGCCACAAUUCGCGAUAAACUCACAGCUGAACAUAAUAUCCUCUGUUUUGAAAUGGAGGCAUCAGGGCUGAUGAAUCAUUUUCCCUGUCUGGUUAUUCGAGGUAUUUGCGACUACUCAGAUUCACAUAAGAAUAAAGAUUGGCAGGGUUAUGCAGCAAUGGCGGCAGCUGCAUAUGCGAAGGAUCUACUACGUCGAAUUGCUCCAAGUAGAAUUGAGGCUGAGAAGAGAAUUACGGACAUUGUCUUUGAGGUGAAAGAAGGAGUUGAGGACGUCAAAAGACAAGUCCACAAACUUGUCUCUGGGCAACAUGCUCAGCAGGAUCAAAACAUCUUAAAAUGGCUUACGGAAACUGACUUCGGCGCUCAGCAGAACGACUUCAUCCGCCAACGGCAACCAGGAACUGGCCAAUGGUUUUUGGAGUCGGACGAGUUCCAAGCGUGGGUGAAAACAGAGAACCAGACCCUGUUUUGUCCCGGUAUUCCUGGAGCGGGCAAGACAAUCAUGUCAGCAAGCGUGAUUGACGAUCUCUAUUCGAGGUUUCAAGAUGACCAAACCAUUGGCAUUGCGUAUAUCUAUUUUAACCACCGACAACAUGAGAGCCAGAUUGCCGAUGACUUACUAGCGAGCCUUUUGAAGCAGCUAGCUCGGAGAAAGCCUUCACUACCUGAAAGCGUGAAAGCUAUUUACGACACAUGCCAGAAAAGCCAAACAAGACCAUCAUUUGAGAAGAUCUCAUUGACUCUCGAUUCUGUUGUUGCUAUGUAUUCGAGAGUCUUCAUUGUCAUUGACGCACUCGACGAAUGUCGGACAUCCGACAACACCCUCACAAGAUUCCUCAAACACAUUUUCAAACUUCGAGACGAAGCUCCAACAAAUAUAUUUGCUACUUCCAGACCCAGCACAGAGAUUUCAAGCUAUUUUAGCAAAGGGCUUUCUCGGACGAUCUCCGCGAUUGAUGAAGAUAUUACUAACUAUCUGAAUGCCAAAAUCUCCCUCCAAAAAUCCGAAACGAUCGACAAUGAGAUGCAAGAGAUGAUCGUCAAGGGAGUUCUUGAAGCUAGUGACGGAAUGUUUCUACUCGCGAGGCUGCACGCAGAUACCCUUAUGUCCAAAUUCACGAAGGGGCAUUUGAAACAAGCCUUACAGAAGCUCGGCAAGGGAAUGGCAGGAUUGGACAAAACCUACGAUCAGGCCAUGGGAAGAAUUGCAGAUCAAGAGCAUGAGGUCGCACGCUUCGCCAAGCAAAUUCUAGCAUGGAUUAUCCACUCAAAAAGACCCCUUGGUACACUGGAGCUCCGACAUGCUCUUGCUGUUCAGAAGGGCACAGCAGUCUUGGAUCCAGAUUUCCUUCCAGCUACUAAACUCCUGGUAUCUCUUUGUGCUGGACUAGUCAUCAUCAACGAAGAAAGCAGCGUCGUUCAGCUGGUCCACUACACCACCCAGGAGUACUUUGAACGAACCAAGAGCAAGUGGUUUCGGGACGCAGAGUUGGAAAUUACGACAACAUGCGUUACAUAUCUCUCAUUCAAUGCCUUCGAAAGCGGAGUUUGCGCCGACAUUGAGCAACGCCUGCAAUCACACCCACUCUACGACUACGCAGCUCAAAAUUGGGGUCACCAUGCUUACGGAGCUUGGAAAUUGAAUAAAACAUCUGCGAAGUCUUGCGAGGUCAAAGCAAAGUCUGAGGCGUUGAGCAGUCUGGUGGUGACCUUCCUGAAGAGCACAGCUAAGGUUGAGGCGUCGGGCCAAGCACUGUCCGCCUACGUCCCAGACCGAAAUGGAUUUUCCAGCAGUGAAAGAAACCCGAAGGGUAUGACAGGUAUCCAUUUGGCGACGUAUUUCAGACUGGAAGUUGAAGUAUCAUGUCUGUUAGGUGACGGCUGUAGCGCAGAUCUCAAAGAUUUCUCGGGAAGAACGCCGCUACUACUGGCUACAAGCGACGGAAAUGAAGCUAUAGUCAAGCUGCUCCUCGAUUCCGGUAGAGUCGACAUCGACAUCAAGGAUAGACUCGGUCAAACGCCACUAUUGAUAGCCGCAAGCAACGGGUACGAGACUGUAGUCAGGCUGCUCCUCGAUACCGACAGAGUCAACAUCGACGCAAGAAAUGAAC
This is a messenger RNA of Ilyonectria robusta, 2851 nucleotides long. RefSeq names its product putative ankyrin repeat protein. Gene Ontology annotation, molecular function: catalytic activity; protein binding. The annotation marks the transcript as partial. The transcript has 3 exons. NCBI's taxonomy places the organism in Eukaryota, Fungi, Ascomycota, Sordariomycetes, Hypocreales, Nectriaceae. The record is from RefSeq and is a predicted model, not a curated record. Gene Ontology annotation, biological process: nucleoside metabolic process.